Pelobates fuscus (common spadefoot toad) is the source of this 2370-nucleotide messenger RNA. It is a transcript of the gene XKRX, whose product is annotated as XK related X-linked. NCBI's taxonomy places the organism in Eukaryota, Metazoa, Chordata, Amphibia, Anura, Pelobatidae. Gene Ontology annotation, cellular component: membrane. The coding region runs from base 159 to 1460 and encodes 433 amino acids. The record is from RefSeq and is a predicted model, not a curated record. The transcript is spliced from 3 exons.
UCAGUGAAAGAAAUUGCUUAGAGUUUAAGUUCUUUAAAAAAAAAACAACAGACAAAGAAAGUCCCCUAUGACUCUUCUGUCCUCUCAUAGACUCAUUAUUUUGGAGUACCCUCUCAAGCUUACUCUCUGUGUUCCAGAAACACUUUCAUUUUGGUAGAAUGGACACAGUGUGUGAGAGUCCUCGGAAUCCGAAAGAGGAGCAGAAUGGGAACUACACUGCUGUUAGAUCUCAUACCCAUCCACCUAUCAGUAUCCUAACUUCCACCUUCCUGUUCUGUGCAGAAAAUGUGGCUGCGGCAGUAGUAGCUGCAGGGUACAGCUAUACAGAAGAUGCAGUAUGGAUGUCCCUGACUAUCGUCUUCAUGUUGGUCCCUUCUGUCAUGGUGCAGCUGACACUAACAUUCAUCCACCGAGACCUUGGGAGGGAUCGCCCCCUUAUUCUCUUAAUGCAUCUGCUUCAACUUGGACCUCUGAUCAGAUGCGUUGAAGCCCUUGUAGUGUACUGUCAGAUGGGCCUCGAGGAGGAACCUUAUGUGAGCAUCUCUAGGAAGAAACAUUUGCACCACUGGGGUGAGGCUGUGGAAGAGGAGCGCGAAGUAGGACAUUCCUUGAGGAGAAUGGCUAUACAUCGCAACGCUUUUAAACGAACAGCUGUCAUGCAGGCAUUCCUUGGGUCUACCCCGCAGCUCACUCUUCAGCUGUAUGUCAGUGUUUUGGAGAGAUAUGUUCCUCCAGCACGAGCUGUUCUUAUGGCCAUGUCUCUGGCCUCCACCACAUAUGGUGCUUUGGUUCUUAAUGUAUUGGCUAUCCAGAUAAAGUAUGAUGACUACAAAGUGAAACUGACUGUCCCAGCCUUCCUGUGCAUCAUUCUGUGGAGAAGCCUGGAGAUCGCCACACGUGUUACUGUACUGGUACUUUUCUGUUCAGCCCUUAAGGCUUGGAUUGCAGCAGUUGCCCUGGUCAAUCUGAUAGCCCUUUUCCUUUUGCCAUGGAUUCGCUUCUGGAGGAGUAGGGCAAGCUUGCCUGAGAAUGUAGAGAAGAAUUUUAGCUGGUUUGGAACUGUAACGGUCUUGGGAACUGUGACCUUGCUUUACUCUGCCAUCAAUAUGUUCUGCUGGUCUGCUGUACAGCUCAACUUGACUGAGCGGGACCUAAUAGACCAGGCACAAAACUGGGGAAGAUUAACUCUUCACUACACCUUUCGGUUAGCGGAAAAUGCACUCCUCAUCUUACUUUGGUAUUUUUUCAAAGAGGAUGGAUUUGAAUAUUUUUGCUCCCCGCUCCUCGUGGUACAACUCUUGGUGGGUUACUCCACUGCCAUUGCGUUCAUGCUCCUCUUUUAUCAGUACUUCCACCCUUGCCGCUCACUUUUCACCCAUAAUGUGUCAGACUAUUUAAUGUGUGUUUGCUGUAAAAAUUGUUUUGGGAACAAAGUUGGUGUCAGAGAGAGCAUUGUGUAAAGUUACUCUAAUGGAUUACUUGAAACGUCUACAGAGUAGUUGGUACUCUGCAAGUGUAGCCUUCUGGUACCCCAUGCUCUGUGCGAGAAUGGAGCAAUAUCUGGCCGGAGCCCUACCUAUCCUUGACAGAUGAUUUGCCAGGACCAUGCUAAAACAGGAAUUUGUGUAAAAUAAUACAAACAAACGGUGCACUAAAAGUGUAUGGAAACAAUUGUAUAAUUACAUACUUUUAAAGCAUUCUAUAUUCUUCACAUAAAUGUAAAUGGAUACAGUUUAAGAAAAUAUGAAUGGUACUCAUGCUUUUCAAAAUGGCUUCAACAAUUAUGCUAAAAAUGUCAAAUAUAGUAGUAUAUUACUAUAACCAGUAACCACAAAAUAGAAUACACCGAAAUUACACCUACACGGUGUCGAGCUAUGAACAAUUAAGUGUUUUUAAAGAUGACAUUAAAAAAACAAAACCUGUAUUUACUAAAGUGUGAAUUCAAAGUGAACUCCAAAUUUAAGGCCAGAGUAGGCGAUUUAAAAGCAUAGCUGAUUUAGAGAAUAUUUCCUGUUUGGCUAUUUUGACUUUACAUUUUGAAAUUCACUUUAACCCCUUAAGGACCAAAAUUCUGGAAUAAAAGGGAAUCAUGACAUGUCAUGUGUCCAUAAGGGGUUAAACCUGGAAGUAUGCAGAAAAGACCGCAUUAUAUUUAAUCUAAAAGAAAAGAAAUCCCCAUAAAAAUGCUGUCCUACCCCACCUCGUGGUCCUCCGAGACAAGUUUAACUCAUUAUGCUUAAUAACGUAUUUAAAUGAAUAACCUAUAAAUACACCUAUUCAUUUCAUUUUUAUGUUAUUGACUAAACUCUGAAUUGUAGUGUAGUCAGUGCUAAUUUGGCAAAUUUUUCCACAUUGGCUCUAAAUUUGUCU